Molecule: messenger RNA, 1356 nt
Organism: Fonsecaea multimorphosa CBS 102226
Lineage: Eukaryota; Fungi; Ascomycota; Eurotiomycetes; Chaetothyriales; Herpotrichiellaceae
Exons: 1
Coding region: 1-1356 (451 amino acids)
Source: RefSeq, a predicted model, not a curated record
AUGUGUCUCUUCCAUAUCCUCGACUGCUCCGCGAGCAACGCAUCUGAACUACGCCGUAUGCUUACGCGACCUUCUCCAGAGAUCAUCGCCGCCGGUUUGGUCCGGUGCAAGUGGCACCAGGCCAUCACGAGAAGAAGCAACGCAGACGCAAAGUUCCAGGAUCCGGGUGCCCUGUGUCCUUACGUGGUGGUGCGCCACGACCAAGUGCCCCUCCCCGCAGAUCAAGUCAAGGAUCUCGUCGAAGCCGUGUACUUGGGGCGUACUUCCCGACCGCGAGGCUGUCGAAAAUGUGAGGAAACCAUUACUAACAGGAAGAUGUUGGGCCCGAUCCCGACAAGCGCGGAGAAGGCGGACUAUCUUACAGCCUUACGGGAAGUAGAAGCGACUUUAUCAUCUCCGGCGUUGGCUGGUGGUGCGGCGGCCCCUGGCAAGAGGAGGAUCGGGAGCCUGAACGUGAGCGACGACGCAGGUUUGCUCGGACUUGCUACUCAAGGGCUGCACUCGUCUACACAGCGGUCUCAGGGCAGUGGGGUUUCCAACGCACUGCAGAGACGGAAGGAGGAGCUGGGCAUCGCAAUGUCGACGCACUUGAGUAUAGUCGCACGGCGUUCUCGGUCACGUCAGGCGGUGCACCUCCCUCCGGAGAAAAAAGGAGGUCCUACUGGCCAGUCCCAGAAACAAGGCAAAGAGAAGGAAUCUCGUGUCAUGGGUCAACAACCCGGACUAAACACACAGCGUCACAAUUACAUUGAUCUAACGGCGAGUUCCACAAUCACUCCAUCGAGAUCGCAGACCGAGCCGGCAGUGUUAUCGAUGUCGGCGACGGCAGAACAUAGAGAGAAGAACAUCAAAGAACACGUCGCCGACGCCUUCACACGUCUGGACCAUGCUGCCGCCCAACAAAAGGACGGUACUCCUACGCAUGGUACCGUCGGGACUCAACAAGACGCUGGAGAGUUCGGCAUAGAAAUCCUGCGCGCCGUCCGCGACGGCUCCUUCCAGGCCGCCGUGGAGGAACACGUCUCCCGUCAACAUUGGGCCAUUGAUGCGCCUACCGCGUCUGCGAGCUCCUCGUCUAAAGUGGGAGGUGGAGGCGGAGGCGGUCGGACAGGCACAGGGAAAGUAGACAUGCUCAUCGACAGCGUCAGGAUGUUGCGCGCCGAGAAGGCUGGCCUGAUCGACCGCGUCGCCGGUCUUUUGGACGAGAAGGCCGCGUCCGUGGAGAGGGAGGCCGUGUUGUUGAGGAGAGUCGCCGAGCUGGAGCGCUUGGUACAGGGACAGGUGAACGAUAGCGUGAAAGGAAAAGAGAAAGAGAAGGGAGCGAUUUGGCCGUCGCCGUCGCCUCAGGCUCCCUAG